Messenger RNA from Eruca vesicaria subsp. sativa (arugula), 333 nucleotides. NCBI's taxonomy places the organism in Eukaryota, Viridiplantae, Streptophyta, Magnoliopsida, Brassicales, Brassicaceae. The record is from the annotation of a GenBank genome assembly.
AUGCAUUCAGCGGAAGCACGAAAGGAAAGCAGAGGAGCACAUGCUCGGGAAGAUUUCACGAAAAGAGAGGAUGGAGAAUGGAUGAAGCAUACAUUAGGGUACUGGGAAGAUGAGAAGGUGAGGUUGGAGUAUAGGCCUGUUCACAUGGUUAGGUUGAGACCUUCCCUCCUAAAGCUCGCAAUAAUUGAUAACAGUAUCAGAAGUAGAGAAAUGGAAUUAGAAGGAGACCAAAAGAAAAAGAGUUUUCUACUUGUUACAGUGUUUGAUGAGCUAAUGAUUGGAGGACGAAGCAGCGUUCGUCAUCAUCUGUCUUUUAUACAUUUUGACACCUGA